AUGAAAUCAUUCACUGUUGCAAGUCUUGCUAUUGCCUUGAUGGCUCUCGAUGCUGCUGUUGCCGAAGACGAUAAUCCGUAUACCAACUAUCCACCUGUCCCUAAGACUGCUACCAUCAACGGGUUUGCUGAUAGGAUCUACGAUAAUGUAGCAGAAUGUGCCAAAGGAUGUUUAGAGAAAUUUAAAAGUACAGGAAGUACUCCAUGUCCAUACUGGGAUACCGGUUGUUUAUGUAUGAUGCCACAAUUCGGUGGUCCAAUCGGUGCAUGUAUUGCCGAAGAAUGUCAAGGUGGUGCAGUCCAAACUGCUACGUCAUUAGCUUAUUCUGCUUGUUCUGUUGCUGGAGUUCCAAGUUCAUACUGGUUUAUCCCUACAACCGUCAAGGAGUCUUUAGAUGCUGCUGCUACUGAAGAACCAUCACCUACUGCUGAGCCUGAAGCUGAAACCUCCACCACUGAUGAACCAUCCUCAACUAGUGAACCAGAGGACAAAUCUUCUACCAUAACUACUGCCCCUGAAACUACAAUGACUUCAACUUCCACUAGACCUGCUGUUAUUAGAACUGCCUCCAUUAAUGGAUUCGCUGACAGAAUUUACGAAGAUGUUCCAGAGUGUGCUAAAGAAUGUUUGGAAAACCAAGGUACAGGAAACACCCCAUGUCCAUAUUGGGAUACCGGUUGUUUAUGUGUGAUGCCUCAAUUUGCUGGUCCAAUCGGUGAAUGUAUUGCUAAUGGAUGUAAAGGAAAGGAAGUUCAAAGUGCUACAUCAUUGGCCUAUUCUGCUUGUUCUGUAGCUGGUGUCGGUGCUCCAUAUUGGAUGAUUCCUGAAACUGUCAAAGAAUCUUUAGAUGCUGCUGCUACUGAAGAACCAUCUUCGACUGCUGAUCCUGAAGAUGAAAUCUCGGCCACCGAUGAAGCAUCUUCCACUGCUGAUCUUGAAGAUGAAAUCUCGACCACUGACGAAGCAUCCUCAACAACUGAUCCAACUGAUGAAUCUUCUGAAGCUCCAACAACUGAUCCUAUUAAUGAAUCUUCCGAGGUUCCAACAACUGCACCAAUUGUCCCAACAAACUCAACUUCGUCAAACCCAGUUGAUCCAACUAGCUCCAUUAUUGAUCCCGAACAAACAGACUCGAAUUCAGAAGUCCCUAAUGAAGAAUCCAGCAGUGCUAUUUGGGGAACCAAUGCAACCUCGGUGAUCCCAACAUGGACUAAUAUAGAAACAGUUACUAAGAGUGCAAUCAUUACACUUACCACAACUGUUUGCGAAACUAAUAGAAAUGGCUCUUCUUCAACCACAACCAAGACCCUCACCUUAACCGAAUAUUCAGAAGUGUGUGACAAGGUAUCUUGUAAAGCUGAGCAUUCCCUGGAAAUCUCCAUUAUAACCUCCUGUGAAUCAGCAAUCAAGUCAAUUGAAUCGGCUAAAUCUGAGGCUGAAAAGUACCACCAAAGUGCUGUUGUCACUAGUUGUGAGAGUGCCAUCCAAUCAAUAAGCUCUGUUGAACAAGGUGCAAAGGUUACUCUUACUUCAUUAUUGGGACCCCAAGAAGGUGCCACUUCCACUUUCCAUUCAUUGGAAACUGCACAACCAAGUGAUCAUACUGUUGAAGAAUUUGCUAACGAUGCCUCCUCUAAGAGAAACUUGAGUACUGGUAUUGUUGGAUUCCUUGUUCUUAUUACUUUUGGUAUUUUCGUUUAA
Messenger RNA from Hemisphaericaspora subhashii, 1701 nucleotides. RefSeq names its product Csa1p (gene CSA1). Lineage: Eukaryota; Fungi; Ascomycota; Pichiomycetes; Serinales; Debaryomycetaceae. Bases 1 to 1701 code for a protein of 566 amino acids. The transcript has a single exon. The record is from RefSeq and is a predicted model, not a curated record.